AGCUCCGUUAAUGCCUCUCUUGCUAGGUCUUGCUGUUUUGGUGCACCCUUGGCCAGCCAUUGGUUGGAAUAGCAGAUGUGAGAGAUUAUUCACUGGUGAACAGUUCCCUCCCGCAAUCACUUCGGGGAGUGGGCAGCAGAAUCGGGAAAGGCAUCUAGCUCAGCAGUAGAGCACAUGCUUUUCAUUCAGAAGUUCCCAGGUUUAAUCCCCAGGAUCUUCAGCCAGGACUGAGAGAGACCCCUACCAGAAACUCUGCGGAGCCAUGGCUUCCGUCCGUGUAGACCAGGGUUCUCAAAGGGUGUGGCAGGAGAGGCACUGGCGGAGGAAGAGGUGUGCGGGGGGGGGGAACGCACCACCCCUGCAGCACAAUCCCGGUGGGGUGCCAUCGCGGCUGCCCCUCCAUCUGCGCUGAGUGCCACGCCCACAGGCGGCAUGCCAUGCCCCGCAGGCGGUGCGCCCCACCCCCAGGAUGCACGCUGCCCCCCUCCCGCCUGCUCUCUGCCCCCCAGUGCCAGAGCAUGAAGCUCCACCACUGAGGAGAGGAUGACAAGUGCAGCAGGAAGAUUCAAGGGCAUUCAGUUUCAUAUAUUUUUUUGGGGGGGGGGUGUGAUUCAUGUUCUUAUGUACUAGCAGUGUUUUAUACUUUCCCAUGAUUGUAUCAUAAAGUAGUUGUAUUCUAGGUUAAAAAUCAAGCACUGCUAGGAGUUGUUUGUUUUUGUUUCCUAAUGUAUUUCUUAUCACUGAAAAAAUUUUUCAUUCUGAAAGUGUGGCCCAGAGGAAAAGGUUUUGAGAACCACUGGUACUCAAGCAGUGUUGCGCUAGAUGGUCUGCCUCCAUAUAAUGCUCCAUGCUCCUCUAUCUGAUGCCUUGGAGCACUACUGCCAGUCAUGAGUAGAGAGGUGCUCCAACAGGCCCAAGACAGCAUACUAGGUUUGUAUGUACGUAAGCAAUGUGUGCCCAAACCCCUGCCUUGCAGGGGGUUGGACUAGAUGACCCUUGGGGUACCUUCCAACUCUACAGUUCUAGGAUUCUAUGUAGGCAGCUUUGCAAAUAUUUACAACAAUGCUGUAAGGAAGGAACAUCAUUACUGUACAGUGGUACCUCGGUUUACGAACUUAAUCAUUUCCGGGAGUCCGUUCUUAAACCAAAGCGUUCUCAAACUGGGAGUGCUUUCUCUACUGAGUGCCCUGCCACUGUUCGGCUUCCAAGGCAAUUUGCUAACUGGAACACCUACUUCCGGUUUUGCGAGUUUGUUCACCGAAUAGUUUGUUAACAGGUUCGUUAACUGUUAACAGUGGUACCGAGGUACCACUACAUCAUUACAGAUGGGAGAGACUGAGGCUAAGACGGAUUGUGACUUUUUUGUGGCAGGGCUGAGUUUCGUACUGGGGACACUGGCCUGCAGUUCAGCUUCAGCCCCUGAACUGCAUUUUACCAGCCCCCAAACCUAGUUUUGUUGGGAAGUGGGUGCUCCUCAGUAUUUUGUUUCCACCCAGAUACACAUUCUAGAAAAAAACCAACAACCCAAGGCUGUUGCCUGAGAAACAUCUAUAGCAACGGUGGCGAAGGGAGAGGAGGAUGACAGACGAAUUAGAUUUGGCAACAUGUUGUGCCAUUUGCUUCUGGGCUUCCUGGGCGGUGGCCUCCUCGUACGAAAUCAAACAAUGAAAGAGCAGGUCAUGUGACUGCCUUUUCGCGCCUGCCACCUGCCUUUCUGAACAGAGAGUUUUCUCUUUCCACCCAAAUACAGUGUUAAAAAACUUGUUGUGUUCGAAUAACCUGCUUGCAUUUUAGAAGGUAGCAGGACACACAGAUAUAUACAGUUGCUUCUGUUGCUUUUGUUUCCCAUCUGCACUGACCCUGUUUUCAUUAUGCUGCAUUUUUUUAGAUAUAUAUUCAUAGAAUGGUAGAAUGGUAUAGUUUGAAGGAUAUUGCAUGCUUAGGUUUUAAUUGUCAGACACCCUUAGUGGUGCUUUGUGUUGGCCUGGUGACUCAAAACAAACAAACAAAUCUGAGUCCUGCCAAGGCAUCAGAAGGGCCAGAAAAUGAAUUAUUAUGGGUUGUAUCUCUGGGUGAGUUAAUCUCCCAGUUCUGGGUUCUCCCAGUUUCUCAUUUUUCCGAUUUUAAGAUCAGUUCUCCACAUUUCCGCAUCAGUUUACAAUUUAAACAAAUAAAAAGGGAAAGGUUCCCAGGAAAAUGGAUGAGGCGAUUAUAUUUUCUUAAAUAUAAUGCACCUUUGUAUGUCAUUAACAAUAUGCAUUUUUUCAGCACACUUUUUGUUGGUAUGUGGAUUUUUGUUACAUUGCAAAAUUCAAAAAAAUGUGGAUGUUGAAGGAUGGCUUGUGUUUUGGUUUGUGCCUUCAUAAAGUGUGAAUUAGGUUGGUUUGCCUUUAAAUGCAAACUGAAUUCCAUUCCCCCCCCCCUUGCAUCCAGUGGAGGCUUUGCAUUGAUGGAAACACUUCAACUUGCGCAAAGCAAGGGACCUGACUUUUGCCUGUCCAUCCUGCCUGGCGGAUAGAGUCCUCUCAAAAAGUUAUCCUGACAGAGAGGUCCCAUCUACACUAUUUUGUUUAUCUUGCCACUUUAAGCAGCCAUGGCUUCUUCCAAAGGACCUGAGAGCUGUUAGGAGGAGACCUCCUUAUUCCCCUUCACGGAGCUGCAAUUCCCAGAGUUUCCUGGGAAGAGAGAUUGAUUGUUAAGUCACUCUGGGAAAUGUAGCUCUGUGAAGGGGAAUAAACAGGUCUCCUAACAGCCCUAACAAAAGACGCUUCCUGGGACUCUUUGUGGGAUGCCAUGUUUAAAGUGAUUUAGUGCUAGCAUAAGGACAUCUCAGCCUGGAUAGCUCAGUUGGUAGAGCAUGGUGCUGAUAACGCCAGGGUUGCAGGUUCGAUCCCCAUAAGGGACAGCUGCAUAUUUGGGUUGGACUAGAUGAUUUCUUCUUUUUCCCCCAAAUAUUUUUUAUUCAUUUUAUAAUAAGACAUACAAGGAAACCAAAAACAAUACAGAACAAAUACAUAAAAAAUUAAACAAAAUACAAACAAACAUAUCAAUAUUUCUUAACUUCAUAUUUUACUUAACAUUGUCUUGAGAACUUCCUCAGAUCCCACCCUUCUGAUUUUCAUUUAAAAUUGUUUUUAUCCUUAGCAGUUUCAUAUUUCCAAAUUUCAUCCAUUAUCAUCUCCAUCAAUUCUUAUUUUAAGCUCAUAUUCAUAUUUCUAAAACAUUCUUCUCUUUUUUCUUUUUACCGUAUUGUCCACCUUCUCCUAUCCCUCCAUCCUUAGGCCACCUCCUGCCACGAGAAGGUCCCAGAGUGAACGGACAGUUGAAGGUGGUCCAUUUUAUAAUUAAACUUCUCCCCCCUCCCCCCCAGAGCCAGCCUACCACAAGGGGUUCCAAAAUGGAGAGGAGGAACAAAGGUAGCGAGCCACCCAACCAUCUAAUUAAACAUACAAUUUCUAUUUAACUAUCCUAAACAUAUUUCUCAAUUUCUCAUAUAUCUAAACCUAUUUAUCUCAUACAUACCAUACUUUUCCUACCCUAGCCUAGAAUUCCACCAAGAAAAACUUCAUACAUUUACUCAUAUCUUAAAUUUCACACAUAACGUUUACCUUUUUAUUUUUCCCAUCUCUUUUCUGCCACUUCCUCCUUCCUCUUUGCCCCAAUCGCUACAGCAAGUUCCAUAAUAUAGCCCGAGUUCAAAUCCCAUUUUUAUCCAAUCCUAUAAAAACCAGUUUCCUUUUUCACCCCACUCCCAGUCUCACAUGUUUUAAAACCCAACUUUUUGUCCUCCCCUCUCUCUUCCCACCCCCCAAUUCCCUAAAGUCUCUCCCUUGCCAAACCCAGGUCAUCACAUUUCCCCUAAUUUCCCUUAAAAUCAGUCCCCAAAAUAAUUCUUGUUCUUCCAUCUCUGAGAUAGCAUAGUUCCAUGAAACAUCUUGAUGGGUUUUCUCUCCUUGUCUAACUUUUUCUUCUUCCUGUUCUUUGGAGGAGUCCCUUUGUCCUCAGGGACUAGUUCUUCAAUACUUUCUUUAAUUUCCAAUCCUUCUUCCUUUUCCGCCAAUUAUUUAUUAUUCCUUUUUAAGUCCAAACAGAACUGGUGCUGCCCAAUUACAAGUUCCCACAACAAUUUUAGUACUGACUGUUGAAAACCAGGUGCAGCUCUGGAUGUUGACAUUCUUUCCAGCUUCAAGGGCAGAGUCAAUAUUAGAGAACAAGGAAUAAUGGGAUUUCAGUCUCAUAGCCAAAGUUAUAUCCAAGUUGGCUAAAAAAAGAUUCCAUAGACAUUGUAAUCCAAGACUUAAAAGUUCUUUUUAACCAUUCAGUCCAAGAACAGUUGAUGUUUUUAAUGACAGCUGUCAAACAUAUCCAUUCUCUUCAUUGCAACAGUUCACCUCCUCUUAGCAAUAAACAUAUUCCAUUCCUUUAUAGCAUCUCCAUAAAGUCUCGCUGAUUCUCCUGGGGUGCCGAUUCCAGGGUUAAGAAAGGCUUUCCCCCUUCCCAAUUGCUGACUUUUGCAGGGAUUUUUGUUAAAAAGAAGAUUCUUUCCCCCCCUCACUCUGCCUUCAGAGGGGAAUAUAGGUUCAUCCCUUGGAGGUUUAUAACACUCCAAAAUUUCUUUCUGGCUUCGGGGCAUGUUACUGCUUCCCGGUUCCUCAGUGGGUAGAGAUCAACUCCCAUUUUUUGGAUCUCUCUCCCGUGACCAAAUUUUCCAGAUUUAAAUCCAAUAGAUCAGAUUACUCAUGGUCUGUUCUUUUUGUAGAGAUUUUUCCUUUGGAAUAAUUGACCGCUGCUAUCUCCCAGUCACGCAGCUUCGCGCUGUCAGAGUUAGCUAUCUUUGCCUCCUCGCUCUCGGGGGCUCAAAACAGAACCGAACCGGGGAGGAGGGAGCCUACAAAUGGCACUCGCCAGAUGAUCAGUCCCCAAAACGCUCCAUUUGGGGCUUUUUUAGGGGGUCUGCUGCGCUGGAGCGGUUUCCCCUGCCUCUGAAUCGCCGAGGUCCGCUCUGCUGAACAGACCUCCGACUCAGAAAGAUGGCGCGGCCAACCGGAAGGUGGACUAGAUGAUUUCAACUCUGUGAUUCCAUGAAUCUGGGAAGGGAUGCAGAACCACCACUAGAUACCACCCACUGAUGUCGCUUUUCUAGAGAUACUCAGCUUGCAGAAGGAUGUAUCCACUCUUAUCUGCCUCAUUUAUCUCACUAGGUCUACGUUCUAUGCCAGGUGAAGUGGGUACGUUAAAGAAGGGGCUUCUCUGUUGGGCAGAGGUGCCCACUUUGGGACUCACUGCCAAUGGAGGUGCCCUGCAGAGGUUGCUGGUCUGUACUGCCUCUUCAUCCUGACCAUUCACCAUGCUGGCCACUGGGACUGCUGGGAGCUGAAGUCCAACAAUAUCUGCAGUGCUAGCUGGUAUUUAACCAUUUCACUAACCAAAAUGUCAGGGAGAACAUGCCUGAAAGCAGUGAGGGGAGAGGAAAUAGGAGACCUCCCUAAGCCUUACCUUCCUCUCUGGGCUGAGGAUUGGGUCCAGUAAGAGAGGCUAGUGAGUAGCAACACCGACAAGGAGGUGGGCUUGAGUGUGGAAGGGGAACCCACUGAGGGCACGAUGUUCAGGCUCCUUCCCUCAUUGCUACCGCCGCUCCCCCCCCCCCCCAAGCUUCAUGGCCCCUGGCUUCAUUUGUUGCUGCAGGCCUCUGGGGGCAACUGGUUUACUCCAGUUACCAGUCUGUCCCAGCUGGUGUCAGAGGUUUAUGAACGAGUCCCUGCUCUGGGACACAAGGCAAACUCUCCAAAGAUACAUUUAAAGUACAGUAUUAUGAUACCACUUUAAACAGUCAUGACUCCCCCCCCCCCAAAGAAUCUUAGGAGCUCUAGUUUGUUGCAAGUGCUGGGAGUUGUUAGGAGGCCCCAUUCCCUUCACAAAGCUACAGAUCCCACAGUUCCCUAGGGAGAGGGGUUGAUUGCUGGACUGCUCUGAAAAUGGUACCUCUCUGAGUGUCAUGAGGGUUCCCGAACAACUUUUAGCACCCUUAACAAACUACAACUCCCAUAGUUCUGGUUACAGGUAGGUAGCCGUGUUGGUCUGGGUCGAAGUAAAAUAAAAAAAUUCCUUCAGUAGCACCUUAAAGACCAACUACCGUAUAUACUGGCGUAUUAGACGGCUUUUGAACCCAGGAAAUUUUUUUCAAAAGUUGGGGGCCCGUCUUAUACGCCGGGUCCAAGAAUCUGCAGUCACCGCAUACGGUGGGGGGAGCUCAAAAACGGCCGCAUCCCCACUGUAUGCAGUGACCAUAUGAACGCAAAGAAGCGCGCUCGGGAGGGGGCUGCUCCCCGCCAGGGAGAAUGGCUCCCUCAUGGCUUUGUGACCUGGAUCAGCGCAGAGAUACAGUUUUGUGUAUUUCAUUGGUGUCAAGCUGCUGCCUCUUCUCUUUUUGUCAGCGCAAAGCAAAGGGAUCUCUCCGUCUCUCGCUCUCUCCGCUCUCUCUUUCACUGCUGCUCAGCGUCUUUCGCUGGCUGUGUGAGCCUCCGAUGUCUCUGCCCCUCUAUCGCUAUCCUCUCUAUGGUUUCUCUCCCUCUCCCUGGCUUCUAUUCCCCUUUUGCUCACUGAGCCAGCCUCGUUGUCUCUCUCUCCGCUCUCUCUUUCACUGCUGCUCAGCGUCUUUCGCUGGCUGUGUGAGCCUCCGAUGUCUCUGCCCCUCUAUCGCUAUCCUCUCUAUGGUUUCUUUUGCUCGAUGUCUCUGCCUCCCUCUCCCUCUCCCCCUCCCUCCUUUUGAUCGAUGUCUCUGCUUCUCUAUCUCUCCUUUCGCUGGCUUCUUUCCCCCUCUCAAUAACUAAGCAAGCAAGCAAACAAACAAACCACCAUUUCCCCGGCUGCAGACUUGAGUGCUGGAGAAGACAGCCUCCCCUCCCCUCCCCGCCAAAAAAGGGCUGGAGUACAUCCUAAAUUCUAUAUUUUAACUUGAAAAGUAAGGGGUCGUCUUAUACGCCCAGUCGCCUUAUACGCCAGCAUAUACGGGUCGCUGCACUCGAGAAAACUGCAAAUACCUUCAUCCUCCACCGCACUUAAAAACACAACUCGAAAUCAACGGACGCAACAACCUGAUCCAGCAAAAGACAGCCGCAGCCAUGUUUGCACAGCAAAUGCAGUUCAUGCUACCGGGAGCACAAUUGCAGCCAAUUACAACUUUUCCUGUGACUCCUUCGCUUGCAACUAGCCCCACCAUGGCAUUCAGCCCCUACCUAAGUCACGUCUCUCCUGGAAUGGGCUUGGUUCCUGCAGAGCUGUUACCAAAUACGCCUGUCCUGGUGUCUGGGAACCCAGCUGUUUCUGUGGCAGGGAGCUCCACUGGGCAGAAAAUGAUGAGGACAGACAAACUGGAGGUUUGCCGGGAGUUUCAACGUGGCAACUGCACACGCGGCGAGAAUGACUGCCGUUACGCUCACCCGAUUGAUAUUGCCAUGGUAGACACAAACGAGAACACCGUGACGGUGUGCAUGGAUUACAUCAAAGGGCGGUGCUCCCGGGAGAAAUGCAAGUACUUUCAUCCCCCUGCACACCUGCAAGCCAAAAUCAAGGCAGCUCAACAUCAGGUGAAUCAAACCGCUGCAGCCGGAAUGGCGUUGCCACCCGGUGCUCUUCAACCUUUACCAAAGAGGCCAGCGCUUGAAAAAAACAAUGGUGCCACCACAGUCUUUAACCCAAGUGUUUUCCAUUACCAACAGGCCCUCGCAAACAUGCAAUUGCAACAGCCAACAUUUAUCCCUACAGGGUCUGUGCUGUGCAUGACUCCCACAGCAAGCGUUGUUCCCAUGAUGCACGGUGCUACGCCCACCACUGUUUCUGCAGCAACAUCACCUGCCACCAGCGUUCCUUUCGCUGCAACUGCUACAGCCAAUCAGAUAUCCCAGUUAUCAGUAGAUGAGCUAAACAGCAGCAUGUUUGUGUCACAAAUGUAGAAGCAAACAAGGGAAAACAAACCAUGUCAGAAUCAUGAACCUAAAAUCAUGGAGUUACUGGACUUUUCUCUCUUUGGUGGGAACCUGCCCCUGGGCUCUCUGUGUAUAUAGGCCCAUCCUUUCCUCCUCUACAGCAUCUACAGUAAGCCCUACUGCAGCCUACAUGUUAACCAAAAACUGGUCCAUGGGAAUGUCAAACUUUUUUUAAGCACUAUAGAGAAACAAUUAACAAAACAGCACUCUGUUAUACAAGGCAUAGAAAUUAGUAGAGAACUAUAACAAUAGACUUUUAUAACAUCUUACUUUAACACACUUUUUAAAAAGAAUAUUUUUUCCUGACUACCAUCAAGAGAAAGUGUCCUCCUGCACAGUGGACUUACUGGUUUAUUAUUCUAUUUUCAAUGCAUAAAUGUUCAUCUGUUUUCAAAGUGUUAUCUUACUGUUUUGUUUACGUCCUAGUCUAUAUUGAUUUGUUUGGAGAGACAAAAGAAGAAAAGAUGUACAUCAUUAUCAAGUAUACUCAACACUUUUUUUCCAUUAUCAUAAUGUCUUACAUUUUCAUAUACUGUGGUUGUUAUGGGUUUCUCCUCUUUUUUCUUUCCUUUUUUUAAGAAAAAAAAAGAAUGACAAGCUAAGAAUGUUAUACUGGGAAACAGGAAUGGUGUGCUUUUAAAAAAGCAAGAGAUAAGAAUGUUCAGAUAUAGAUACGUAUCGGGCUAGUUAUUUAGAAACCUCCAUCUGAAAAAUAGACUCUCCCUCCAAAAUGGAGUCUCUAAUAAAUUAAUAAAAAUAAACAAUACUUGCAAAAGUUGUGAAGGGGUUCGCUGUCAGUUCAGGAAGGGGGAAUGGAAAGUGAAAUGGAUCAAAACAGGGUCAAGCCCGCAAGGCCAAGAUGGCAGAAAAGCACCUGGCAAAAGAGAGAUUUCUGCCUUUAAGUGCCACUUUAAGCUCCAAUUGGUGCACAACAUAUCUUGAAAUUUUACCAACAUGGUUGUUUUUUUAAGUGACAUCAAGAAGUAUGACCAGUUUAUGGAAAAUGAGGUUUUCUUGCCAUUGAGAUGAAAGUAUUCUGCUAAUACGCAGAGCCUACUGUGAUAUAGAACAGAAAAACACACACACACAUAAAUUUUCCAUUCAAAUGUAAGCAGCCCAUCUCCACAUCCCAUGCUUAGCCCAGGAAAGUAGUACCAAACUGCAGCCUCACUGCAGAUUGGAGCAGGUAUUGCUCUUGAGGGAGCAGAGAAUAAAGUAGGAGACAGACAAAAUAGUUGGGUUUAAAUUCAUCCAGAUGUUUUGCCACUGUUUUGGGUGUGUGCUUGGAACCAUGUUUUGACAUCCUUGCAAUGCCGGUUAAGGAGUUGAGUUCAGAUUCUAAUCUGUGUGAUAGUGACUGCAUACAGUGUUUAGCAGGGGACUGUAGAUGUUCAGGAAGCCAAUGUAUUAUAUUAUGUGUUCAAAUUUGGCCCUAGUGGCAGAAACUAAAGAAGAAUGGAAUGCCUGGUUUGUUACAUUGCCAUCCAUGAACUUAGAUUCCUCAACAAAGUUUGAAUCCCAUGAAAUCUGAUACAGUACCUGCAAAAAUAAUAAUGUUGUGUUGUGAACAAUUGUGUUGUGAACAAUUGCAAACAAAUGCAAAGGGUCAUUUUGGUGCUACUUUCCAUGGUCUUAAAAGGUCUAGGCCCUAUCAGCGGGAAGUGAAAAAAAUACAUUUCUCUCGUACAAAAUUCAUUUGCAUAUUCCUGGAAAAUUUUAGUCCAGAGUUGCCUAAAAAAGAGCCAUACAUAACCAUAUAACUGGCCAACCUGUUGUUCAUUGCUGACUUUGUUUCCCAGCUCUGUAACAUAGUAGAAAAAAGUGGAUUUGAGUACUUCCUGGAUAUGACAAUAUUUGUAUAUUUAAAAAAAAAGAUGGGUUUUGCACAACCUGUGGCAGUGCCUCAACAGAGAACAUACCUGAUCUCUUCUAGUCAGAAAUGACACCUAUGUAUACUUCUAUAGAUAUAUAUAUAUAUAUAUGAUUGUGUUAGUGUUAGAAUUUGGAAGGAGGUUCAGUGUUUGUUUUCAGUGCUCUAAAUGGAUUUUUAUGUAAACUUGCCCCUUCGAUGUUACCCAUUCCUGCUUUUUUGAAUGAUAUAUUUUUUAAAGCAUCUUGCAUAGAUAUGCACAGAAUGUAAGCCUAAAAUGUUUCUACAGCAUUCAUGUCACACAGUUUUAAAGCACUGAAAAGCUAACACGCAAGGGGCACAACACCCUGCUUGUAUUUUUUGCAGAACUUGGGAGCCAGAGGGGAGGAGGAGGAGCCUCCCUCCUGGCUCCCACAGCAAACCAGGCAUCACUCCCCAGGCACAAGGCACCAGAACCACACUCAAUGCUCAAUCCUUGCACCCCUGAACAUACCAGAGAUAAACUUUACACCUGCACACAUGGACACGCAGGCACUUUCUAACACAGAGGUGCAGUGAUACAUCUUCAGGGUAGACUGUUUUAUUUUAGGUUCCACAACAUUUUUAUUUUUAUUUACAAAAAUAGAGUUAGUGUUUGUUGUAAGAGAAAAACUUUGUGGAGUGAGGGGAGACAAGCGCGGCUUUUAAAGCACUGGGAAUGUCACCAAAUUUAACAGGGAGGUUGGGGUGGGGUUUUUUAAUUUAAAAAUGCCAUUGUAAGGGUAGCACUAUUUAAGGCUUGUUGUGCAAUGACUUCUUUAUUCAAGAAAGAAAGAAAACACAGUCGACAGACUAUAAAAUCCUAGAUAGGUGCAUUCUGUAUACUAUAGUCACUGAACUACUUGGUGACUCUAAAUGAAAUAACAAACACAAGGAAUCUCAUCUUUUAUUUUAGUACAGAGGUGUGUGUAAUGUUUGAAUCAGCAUAAUUUCAGCAACUUUCUGUAAGCUUCCCAAGUUCGACAAACCUAUAUGUUCUUUUUAAAAUUUAUCCCAAGUUCAUCUCUCUAGCUUUCAGUGUUUAUGUGCCCAUUUCCUCUCAGCCUUAUGCAAACAAUAUGCAAGAAAUGCUGAAACUUGAGUAAAACGGGUCAUUGCAGAGGGAAAAUGAGAAAGCUGAUAGAUCACUUUUGAGGGGGGGGUUAGUUGUUUCAUGAAAAGGCGUUUUUUAAUGAAAAACUUAAAACUUGCUAGAUACAUCCACAAAAACAAUGAAAGAGGGAUUUAAAGUACAAUGGGAUUCUUGAAAUGAUUUCCAUUUCUUUUGUUUUUAAGUGCAGUGUUCUUGAGGAUUGGAACAUGGUUUUUCAUAAUCAUAUUUUUAUUCAUAUUUAAUAUGAACUUGUUAGGGGUUUGGGUUAGGUUUUUUUAAAAAAUGGUGUCAUUUUUGUAUCUACAUAUAUUCCCCCCCUUCCCUGCCCCCCUUUCCCCCAGCCAGCCCACAUCCUCCACUUCUGAACACUCCCAAAUACUCUUUAAUAUGCCAUGUACUGCGUGUUGCACUUUGAGAGUUCAUUUGUGGACUGCUGUGGCUGGCUGGCCUGCUCCACCCCUGGCAAAGCCACAGAAUCUCAUGCUUGCCAAUGUGGACUCCUCUUGCCUCAUUAUCAGAUCUCCCAGGCAUCUUGUCUGAGAAAGUGAAAGUGCACAGGCCGGAUAUGAAGGGCUAGUUUGAACGCAUACUGUGGGGUUAGUUUUAGUCUCUUCUUUUCCUUGUGCCAUGUCACCAGAUACUUUGAAACUCAGUUUUGAAACCAGGUGGGGGGGCACAUUGUGUGGUGGGGGCAGGGGGGCUGUUGGCCAUGUGCAACUAGCCUGCUGCCCAUCUUUUGGCUUGCUCAACAACAGAUCUGCAAGCUGCAAGGCUGAUGUUGGGGUCUGUCUGUUUUUAUCCAGGCAGCUUACAGUUCCAUCAGGAAGCCAACCACAUGGACCACCUGGUGCUCAGCUCAAUCCUGUGCACAUUUGCUGGGAAAGUCAGUCCCCUUUGUGUUUGAUGGGGCAUGUCCUGAGGAAAGUGCCUAUGAUUGCAGCCUCAGGCCAUUAUAUCUGUGCAUAUAUUUUUGAGCACGAGUGGGGGAGGGAGCCAGUGUGCGCCUGGCAAAAAAAGAAACCCUAAGUGAGAAACAAGCUUCAGAGGGGUCACUGCAGUUUAGUCACCACUGCAAGUGAGUUCAGGAUGGCAGCCUUUGUGUUCUAGUAUGGCCCAGCUAAACCGAAGGGCAAAUAUUGAAUGUUGUAGGUACAUCAGACCUGGAAAGGAGAUUAUGCUGACCUCCUCCUGUUUCAUUCUCAACUUUGCCUAUUACUUAAUACAGCAGUUAUCUCUAGGACACUUUAGUACCCAGAAAGGUUUAAUAAAUUGGAGCUCUCCUUUUCUUUUUUAAAUCCCUAAUACAUUUCACAUCCAUAAAAAUGGGGGGGGGUGAAACUUUAUGAGCAAAAUCUAAUUUCCUCUUCCUCCUGAAAGGAUGUAUGAUGCUAAUGAUCUGAUUCUUACCAUGUGCCUGAUUAAGGCCUUAGAAUAUAUUGUAUGUUAAAGACUGUAAUAACUUUUUUAAAGAAAAAAACUUAUUAGUUGGUAGCUUGAAAUAAUUGUAAAUAGAGUUUUUUAAAAAAAUGUUACUAUGUUACAACAGGUUAUUCAUGUUGCAUUAUUUUCCAUUACUUUUCAUGUUAGUUUUUAAGGAUUUUGUUUUCAUUAUCGCAUAUAUGUGUGCACACACACACACGUGUGUGUGUGUGUGUGUGUGUGUGUGUGUGUCUUUAUAUAUCUUUAGUAACUAAUUAAUAUGAUUUUUGAAGGAGAGUUAGAGAAUGUUUAAGAUUUUUAAAUCAUGUAUUCAACUCAUUUAGUUAUCUUCUAAAAACAACACUGAACCGCAUGUCAAAAUAUAGAGAAAUACAGUCCAUAGUUUGUAUAGUUUACAGUUUAAGAACAAACAGACAAAAAGAGUAACUUUGUAUGUAACUCCUACAAUGAUAGAUUCAUUGUUAACUAAUUAUAUUAAGUUGUUGUUGCUAUGGCAACAAAACUACAACAUGGCUACCUUUCUAUACAUUAUUUGUGAAAUUUUCACAUGUAAAUUAAAAAAAAGUAAUGUGUAACAGUAUGGGUUCGUUUAAGGUACAGUUCGAUACUGUCAGAGAAAGAUAUGACUGAAUAUUUUUUAAAAUCCCAAAGUCCCAUGUGAACGCUGGAUUUGUGUCUUUUAUGUCACUUUUUCAGUCUAAAAGUUUACAACACAUGGAUUUAGAGUCAGGUUUUAUAGCUUGUAGAAAUUGUUGUGUGAGUUGGGUUAUUCCACAGUAUUUUUCUCCUGGAUGAUACAAAGACUUUCAUGGAACUCCUGGGGUUUUAUUCUAUUUCCACAGACUCUAGAGAUGAAACAAAUGUAGGAAAACGCAAGUCAGAAUUUGAUCAGGAAUUGGUAUACUGUACAGUGGUAAAGAACUUACUGUAAUUCAUUCUGGAGGUCCGUUCUUGGGUACCACUUUAGCUAAUGGGGCCUCCCACUGCACCCGCGUGAUUUCUGUUCUCAUCCUGAAGCAAAGUUCUUAACCUGAGGUACUAUUUCUGGGAUAGCGGAAACUGUACCCUGAAGCAUCUGUAACCCGAGGUACCACUGUGGUGUUGUUUCAUAAAAAUCAAAAGGAAAUGUAGAAAAGGAAACAUUUCAGCCACAACCAAUCCCCAGGGCGUUGCUUUCCGUGGGACUUGUGCUGUGGCUAAGGUCUGUAGGUUUUUGCACCAGGCCUAAAAAUUUUAUUCUUCUGUAAAACAACAACAACAACAAAUUCCCAGAUUCAGAGUUGUGCAACCAAUGGGGUUACACAGCCAUUCAGCAGCAUUUUUUUGAAUGCAGGAAACUGAUCAGAUUCUGAUGGUAUAACCUUUUUUGGUGCUGCUGUUUGUUUCAACACUAGUGAAUUCAUAAUUAAACAAGCUUUUUUUAAUUAAAAAAAUACUGCAAAAACCAAACAUCAUAGUUAGAUCGUUGAAAGCCUUUUACAUCAAAAUCAUGACUGGGGCAAUAUGGGAAGAAGCAACCUUUACAUAAAAAGGAGACAAAAAUAUUGUGGAAUGACCCUAUAACAGUGUUGAAGAAACCAAUAUGCUGCAGUUAAACUGAUUCAGUUGGUGUACGAAUGUGUAAGACACAUCUUUUUUGCACUUAUGUACAUAGUCCACGAAAGAAAUCCUUGGAACUUAUUUUGAAUAUAUGAAAAAAAAGUCUGUAAUAAUACAAGGAGAAGUUUGUAAAAGAGAUUACUAAGGCUUUGAAAAGGAAGAGAUUUUUUGCUAUAAAACUUAUCUGAACGCGUGCUGUUGCUUUGCUAUUGUACAAGCUUUGUAGUUUGCCAUAUAGCUUAAAAUACAGCAGAGACCGGCUCAUUUCCAACCUGCAGCUCUGAAAAAAAAUAAGAAAAACACACACACAAUAGGAAACAACACUUAAUCUAAAAGUAAAGGUCACCAGCAAAGGUUUUUAAGUGGUUUGUCACCAGCACAAACUGGGUAUGAGAAGAGCUGAAGUCAAACCAAAGGGCCAGCUAGCCUAACAGCCUCCCCACCAGAAGGGCAUAAGUUGAACAGCCCCCUUCCAUUGUCCACAGCUGUACACAGAUUUUAAAGAGAGAUGCCAUGUAUCCACCAUGGCCAGUAGCCAUAGGUUGACCUGUUGUCUCCUCCACACUCUGACUCUCCAGAUAUUUAAAAAAGUAAUUCCAUUUCCUCACCCACCUGGCUAUAUUAGAACUUUGGCAUGUGUUAAAAAUACCUGCAGUUUUCUUUGGAGGAUCUUUUUGGAUUCAGGAAUCAUAGGGCAUGCUCAGGCAUCUGCAAGGAAAGUUGGAGACUGAUGAUGCAACAUUAUGGGAGGUGGGGUUGUCUACAAAUAAAAGAUUGUAUUCAACUAUGUCCUACUCUGAGUAGACCCAUUUAAAUUGGUGGACCUACUUGGACGAGAACGAACAAUGGAUACAACUCGGUAUGUUCAGGCAAAUAACUAUAUUGAGGCCCAAACCCUUCAUCCCUCCCACAGAGAGCUUUGCUUGUACUGCCAAAAAUUUGAAUCCUGAUUUUCUAUCAUCCUACUGGCAGCGGGGAUAUUUUGAUAGGGGAAGCUACAUUAGGAAUCUUGGAGAGUGUAGACUUCACAGUGACUUUUUUAAGGGCUGCCUUCAUGAGGCUCGUGUCCAACCACAUGAAGAACUUGAUAGAUGUAGCAUCCACAGUGAGGAGUAUUCCACCUCUCCCUUCUUCUUUCCAAGCAGUGGUUCUUUGGUAUAAAUUCUUCUCUCUUGCAUAGGUGGGUACUGUACUAGAGACAGCCACAUCUUCAUAUGAUAGCCAUGUUCAAAUAUAUAAAAGGAUAUCAAUAUAGAAGAGGGUGAAAGGUUGUUUUCUGCUGCUCCAGAGAAGCGGACACGGAGCAAUAGAUUCAAGCUACAAGAAAGAUGAUUCCACCUAAACAUUAGGAAGAACUUCCUGACAGUAAGAGCUGUUCGACAGUGGAAUUUGCUGCCAAGGACUGUGGUGGAGUCUCCUUCUUUGGAGGUCUUUAAGCGGAGGCUUGACAGCCAUCUGUCAAGAAUGCUUUGAUGGUGUUUCCUGCUUGGCAGGGGGUUGGACUGGAUGGCCCUUGUGGUCUCUUCCAAUUCUAUGAUUCACUUGGGCUGCAUUGGCAAUUGGCUUUCUGCAUACCCCUUUAAGCCCAAGUGAGUGUCAGGCUGGCAGCAUAUAGAGUGAAGUAGGUGAAGUUGUCCCAACGCUAGCUAACAGAGUAAAAUGCCUGUAAUUUGGGUAAUGCUAUUCACAAAGCCAAGUCUUAAAAGGGUGGCAUGUGAACAAGGCCUUUGUUUCUGCCAUGUAAGGGGUGUGGGCCUGUCUUCCCACUACAGAAGCUUGAGGUGUAGGCAAUUGUUCAGGAGGAGAACAAGCUCAAGGCAAAGAUUUUAUAGGGCCUGGUGGACAGGGAUUGGCCCUGUCAACAGACAGAAUGCACAGGCAGGCUGGUAUAGGCCCGUCUCUAUAAGCAUUAAGGCCACGUCUUCACUGCUAGGGCCCCCACUUCAAGACACACAUGCCCCAGCAGCUUGGUUGGCUGGUUGACCUUCAUCUGUCUUGAGAGACAAUGGAGGGCACUUCCAGGGGUGAAGUCAAACCACUGUAUCAGCAACACCAAAGUGACCUCCCCAGGACGCAAGUCUGGGCAAUGCAUAUGAAGGUCCUAAUCUGCCCAGACGGCAAGACCCCUCCCUCUCAGCCUCACUGAUAUGGUCCAAAGGAAAGCAGAGCAAUACAUUUGGCACCAGCUUGGCUGCAGGAGUUGCUGGAAGGAGGUGUAUAAGGCACCAUGCAACCAUCUUAGGGACUCCACUCUGGAUUUGUGUAGGGUUCACUUCUUAGUCUUCUCUUCUCCCAAAUAUGUCCCACAAGACAUUGGGUAUGGAUUAAAACACCCAUGUUGGAGGAAAGGUUCACAGUGACUAAAUGUGCACCUCAUGGCCCAAAGCUCUAAGGGCACCUUUGCCCAUGACGCAGAUGCAUGGGGAAAGUACAUGCAUCUCAGCAAGGUCUUAUAAGAAAGGAGGCGUUUGUGCACCGCUGCCUAGGGGAGUUCUCUGAUAAAUUCCAGUAUCAAGAAAGUGACAUCCCACUGAGGGGGAGGCAGCAUAAGGUUCAGGGAGCAUGGGGAGAAGAAUUGCCCUGUGUUCACACAGGUCCCAGGCAAAGCUACCCCAGUGCAAAGGCCUUAAGAAGCAUAUCGAUAAACAGCUAAUGUGUUUAAAUAGAAAGUCUCUAUUUGUUGCAUUGAAGGGGGAGGAAUCUUCUAAAAUUGAACUGCUUUAGGGUGGGGAUGGCAGAAGAGCUCAGGGGUGCCAUGGCAGGCAGCCCAAACAAAACCUUUUGCUAGUGACCUUCACAUUUCAGAAAGGCACAUGCCUCCCCAAAACCAAACAGCCACCCAACAACACAACAACAACAACCAAGUGGUCUUUUUCCAAACACACAACAGAGGGAAAUUACCUGACACAGAAUUACAAGGUUCCAGAUCUUUAUUACUGUACACAGAUGCUAUUUGAUAGUGGUGGAAGCCAAACGAUUUUUGUUGCCAUGGCUCUAGUAUCCUAGCAGCUGAGGGGGUGACAUCUCCAUUCAUCAAAUGAUGAUGGGGGGGGGGUUUCACCACCACCUUUAAAUUCACAAACCUCAAGAGGUGUUAAGUUUGCAGACAAGAGAAUUGUUCACCCAGAGAAAUGAAAUUCUACCAAAAUUCAGAAGCCAAUUAAAACCCCAAACUUCAGAAGUAGAAGAUUAAAAUAUUGAGGCGUUGUUACUGUUUUUUAGAAAGUUAAAAUUUCUAAGGGUUGCUUUCUUGUGUACCAAAUCAGGUUUUCAGAAACAAAACCCCUGAUUUUUCCAAAUGAAAUUUGAAUUCUGACACAAAACAGCCCUUUGGCAGCAGCAGAAAUCUGUGAAGGAAGAAACCCCAAAGACACUCACCUGAUUUCAGUUCUUUGUUUUAAACUUCCACACAAAGGAAAUGUGAGGUUCUGAUCCCAAAGCUCCAGAUAAUGAAAAUUUAACAUCCAGAAGAGCAUGUACCUAUUUUAUUAUUGGAGGUUAUGUAAAGUAAGCAAUUCAGACAUUUUAAAAUUAUACUGCAAGGAAUUUAUUCAAGUGGGUUUGAUUUUUUUUAGGGGGGAAAUGUAGUCAGAGUAAGUAUUAUGGGGUUUAAAAAUGACAUGCUGCCUGCAAUCUUGAGGUAUGUGCAUGUCUAGAUUUUCCUUCCCGUAGCUUUCAGUGGGAAGGCAUGGCCACUAUUCAAACUAGUGGGUGGUGGCUUGAAUGCCUGAUGACAGCCUUGCAUACACUUAAAUGGAAGCGAGCUUUAUGGAAACCCAUAGAACUGGCUGCCAGCCAAGGAAUUUAGGUUCCUGGUUCCUCUGUGAUGCCGAUUCAGAUUGUUCUGAUAUAUCUGUAGCAAGCUGGCAACAAGUCACCCCUUCAGCUGCUAUCAACAGGGUGUACGCUUUGAAUAUCUUUUCCUUUUUUGCCACAGUUAUAUUGCUGUAGUGCUUGUUUGUGCUUUCUAGAGAUGUGCAUAAUGCAAUUCAUUUUACUAUGUUACUUCUAUAUUGCUAUUGUUUAUUUUAUUUUAUUUUAUGGAUCUUUUAAUAAAGUGUAUAAAACUCUCUUUAUGUUUUUUUAUGAACCCAUAUCAACACAUUUAAUAAAUAGAGGAGUUUACUUUUUAA
Messenger RNA from Zootoca vivipara (common lizard), 18159 nucleotides. NCBI's taxonomy places the organism in Eukaryota, Metazoa, Chordata, Lepidosauria, Squamata, Lacertidae. The record is from RefSeq and is a predicted model, not a curated record.